CAACGUCGCUCUCUUCACGUCCACGUACGCGGAGGACACCUCAAAAUAAACGAAACCUCCGGGACUCUGAACUUGUAGUGCUUUUGUUGCUACAUUGGCACCACUGCGAGAUGUGCAGCUAAGCCGGCCUUUACAGCGCUUCUGACGCAUCGAUGAGGGGGUCGUGAGAGACCAGGGACAUUCUCUCGCUUCCUUUGUUGUUCUUUGACUCACACUGUCUCCGACCAACGACAGCGACUAACGAGGCGAGAUCUCAUCACACCGCGGGCGGCUCUUAUCUGCACCCCAAUUCUGUGAAGGUCUUUAAGGCUGAGAGACAUCUCGACUGAACCCCGGCGCUGACCUUUUCAACGACGAUGAAGAGAGGUUUCUUGAACAGUAGCAAGGCGAAGGCAACUUCAUCGGCGUCGGACCGUGCCAAGAGUACAGUCGAAACUCCUUCGGAACGCGAUGAAGGCUCAUUGCAAAGAGAUAGACGCCCGAUCAGUGCUUCGCUCCGUAGUAUUCCUCCUGCUGCGCGUGUGGGUGCUCCAUACCAUCCCCUGAGAGAAGAAGAUAGACCGCACGGAUUCACGCCCGGGAGCACAAUCUCGAGGUCGACUGUCAUCGAAACGGACGCGUCUCUGCUCGACCACGCUGCGACCACGAUGCUCUUCACGACCAUACCCAUCCGCGACUUUGACGUGAACAAGCAUAGCGCGAAGGAGCGCCGCGACUCGUGGACGGAGGCUAUCCUCGAUGGACCGACCAAGCGCUUGAUCUUCACCCAGCCCGGGUUCCCCAAUCCCAUCCUGCGUCCCACUCACAUCGCGCACCGAAUCGCGCCUUGCGAAGGGAAGGGACUCGGCGUCUUCGCUACGCGCGAUAUCAAAGCCGGCGAACUCAUCCUCGCCGAGCGUCCGCUAACUCUCGCGCCGCUCAUGCUCCCGUGCGUUGAUGGUAUUCCUGACCACUUCACAAUGGAGCAGGUAAUCCAGGCGAAAAUGGCGGAAUGGGAGAAGGCGCUGGAGAUCCUCGUCUCGCGCAUGCUUCCGGAACGCAGGGACGCGCUCAUGGCGUUGUCGAACUGCCACGAGCACGAUGGCAGCGGUCCCAUCCUGGGACGUCUACGUACGAAUGGUAUCGCUGCGAUGGGCCUUCACUUUGCUGGGAUGAAGGGUCGCCCGGGGCGCUACACGGCGACGUGCGAGAUCAUCUCUCGCGUGAAUCACAGCUGCUGCCCAAAUGCCCGAUACGGCUUCAAUAAACCUACGUUCUCGGCUCGCCUGCGCGCCGUGCGCGCCAUCAAGGAGGGAGAGGAGAUCACGAUCACGUACGGAGGUCUCGACAUUCCUAAGGCCGAGCGUCACAGGCAACUCGCGCCUUACGGAUUCGCUUGCGACUGUGCUGCCUGCGAGGAAGGGGCGGCCGCCGACGCUCGAAGGGCGAUGAUCCCUCCCUUUGUCAGCCAGAAUCUAAGGAGCGGCCCUUUGCAGGAACUCUUGGACGUCGUCGCCCUCAUCGAGCGCGAAAGGCUGGAAGAUCUGCCUGUGUAUCCGGAGGCCUUGGCAGCGCUUGCGAAUAGGUAUAUACAGCAGGGAUCUCUCUUACAAGGCCAGAGAUAUCUUGAGCGGGCUCAGAGUUAUCUUCCAUUCUCAACGGACGAGGAGGCGUCGGAUGGGGAAGAUUAGUAGUGCGCGUGGCACGCAAUUUUGUGUAAAAUUUCUCAUGUAAAACUGAUCUGAUGUGAAAUGACUUGUGUCUAGGCGGCGGUUCUUGAGGAGGAUAUGUGGAAGGGCCCGGAUCGUGCCAAUGUGGCACUUCAAUUUCAACCGCGACUGUUACGCGUGAUG
Schizophyllum commune H4-8 is the source of this 1832-nucleotide messenger RNA. RefSeq names its product SET domain-containing protein. Lineage: Eukaryota; Fungi; Basidiomycota; Agaricomycetes; Agaricales; Schizophyllaceae. Bases 357 to 1670 code for a protein of 437 amino acids. The transcript has 5 exons. Gene Ontology annotation, molecular function: protein binding. The record is from RefSeq and is a predicted model, not a curated record.